Molecule: messenger RNA, 3225 nt
Organism: Periophthalmus magnuspinnatus
Lineage: Eukaryota; Metazoa; Chordata; Actinopteri; Gobiiformes; Gobiidae
Gene: anapc2
Product: anaphase promoting complex subunit 2
Exons: 15
Coding region: 175-2700 (841 amino acids)
Biological process (GO): ubiquitin-dependent protein catabolic process
Cellular component (GO): anaphase-promoting complex
Molecular function (GO): ubiquitin protein ligase binding
Source: RefSeq, a predicted model, not a curated record
AUGCUGCACAAUUCUGCUGUGAAAAUAUGAAUAUUUAGCGGUAUUUCAGCUCCACUGCGGUAGUUUAGGGUGCGUUAUGUCCGGGAGCCUCCAUGUACGUUGCUCAUAGGGACAUUUUCCGCUGUUGUUUGAUUUUUGUAGGUUUGUGUCUGGUUUUAUGAAGAGUUUGUGAGAAUGGAGGAGGCGGCGAUGGAGUCAUCAGAUUCCACCCUGAACCUGAGCCUCUCUGAAGCCUGGGACUCAGCCACGAAGGCUCUGCUAUCCCCCUCUUCUCUGCCUCUCUCAGAUUCCCUGUCUGUGCUUAGAGCUCACGGUGUAGAGUGUUAUUUGGGCGGUUUCCUGUUGGAGGCGUUGCAGAUGCGUUUAUCGGAGUCUGUGGUUCCUGAGUUUUGGUCUGGACUAAAGCUACCGGAGAACGAUGUGGACGAGAGGGGCCGUGCCGGGGUCCUGGUCUCUGCUUUUCAGACACUGCUCGACAGACUGGACCCUCUGCUCCGUGCCCUGGAGCGUCUGCAGCCCCCCCUCAGCUCUGCCCGAGCCCCUGUCUCCGCCCCUGUCUCCCUCUCUGACCGCGCCCACACAGUGAUCCGGGCCCUGCUCCUGUCGCGCCCCUGUCCAGAGCUGGAGGAGAGAGUUCUGGAGUUCUACAGUCGAACCUUCUCUGUGUACAUGAGGCAGGAGGGGGGAGAAGGAGGGGAGGGGCCGGAGGAGGGGGCUGACGGCCAGGAGGGGGCGCUGUGUGCUGGGUGUGCGGUGCCCACAGACCAGUGCUGGUGCAGAGAGGCCCUGGAGCAGCUGCAGCGCCUCAGCCACGUCCUGUGUAAACUACAGCUCCUGGAGUGGGUGAGUUCAAAGGCAGUAACUCAGAUCCUGCACAAACUGAUCGAGCAGCGGAUGGAGAGACACUGCAGGGGAGAGUAUGAGCGGUCCUUCCUCAUGGACUUCCAGGAGUGGUUGGAACAGGUGUUGGGUUGGCUCAGGAAAGUCUUCUCCAGUGAAGCGGACAGGGGCCUCUCCUCCUCUGCCUCUUCCAGCUCCCCUGUCUCUUCUCAGGCUCACGUCCUCUCCACAGCCCCUGUUCCUGUGGAGGGUCCUGGUUCUCCCAUGGAAGCUGUCUGUCCCGUCAAUGCUGCGUCCCCAGUGGGCCUUUCCAUGGGUGCUGGGUCUCCCUUGGGUGCUAGCUCGGUGCUGAAACAGUGGAGGUGUCACAUGCACCAGUUUUUCUGCAGAAUUUACGUUAACAUGAGGAUCGAGGAGCUGUUCAGUAUCAUACGAGAUUUCCCGGAGUCCAAACCCGCCAUUGAGGACCUGAAGUUCUGUUUGGAGCGAACGAACCAGAGACAGCAGCUGCUCACAUCACUGAAGACUGCGUUUGAGAGCCGCCUACUGCACCCAGGUGUGCACACAUCUGAUAUUCUGACUGUUUACAUCUCAGCUAUUAAAGCUCUGAGAGAACUGGACCCUUCUAUGGUCAUCCUGCAGGUUGCCUGCCAGCCCAUCCGCAAGUACCUACGGACUCGUGAGGACACUGUUCGUCAGAUUGUGGCUGGUCUGACCGGAGACGCUGAGGGAUGUACAGACUUGGCCUCAGAGCUGUCCAGAGGAGACCCAGUGACUCUGGAGCUACAGGAGAGUGACGAAGAGGGAACUGAUCCAGAGGAGUGGACGCCCGAUCCAACUGAUGCUGUGCCUGAUAAAUCAGGCCCGAAGCGGCGCUCCUCUGACAUCAUCAGUCUGCUUGUCAGUAUCUAUGGCAGCAAAGACAUCUUCAUCGACGAGUACAGAGCCGUGUUAGCCGACCGACUGCUACACCAGCUCAACUACAGCACUGCCAGAGAAAUCCGAAAUGUGGAGCUAUUGAAGCUGCGUUUUGGAGAGUCUCACAUGCACUACUGCGAGGUUAUGCUGAAGGACAUGGCGGACUCACGAAGGAUAAACGGAAAUGUUCGUGAAGAAGAGUCCCGUCUGAACAAAGAGGAGCAGCCAUCUCUUCCUCUCUCCGCCAUCAUCCUCUCCUCUGAGUUCUGGCCCACACUGAAGGAGGAGAAACUAGAGCUUCCCCCGGUGGUGAAUCGGGCCAUGGAGGAAUACACACACCGCUAUGAGAAGCUAAAGGCCAUGCGCACUCUGAGCUGGAAGCCUCACCUGGGCUCAGUGACUCUGGAUGUGGAGCUGGAGGAUCGAACCAUCACAAACCUCACAGUGUCUCCCAUCCAUGCAGCUAUAAUCCUGCACUUCCAGGACAAGAGUGAGUGGAGUCUGGAGGAGUUGAGCGCUCAGCUCGGGGCCCCUCGGGACCUGGUGCACAGGAAACUGGCCCUGUGGCAGCAGCAGGGAGUUCUCCGGGAGGAAGCAGGGGGACGCUAUAGCGUCAUGGAGACGGGCUCAUCCAGAGAGAAACUGGAGCGUGGAGUGAUGCUCAUUGACAGUGACGAAGAGCGGGAUUCGAACACAACCACACAGUCUGAGCAGAGGGAAGAGAAAUUACAGCUAUUCUGGGCAUACAUUCAGGCCAUGCUCACAAACCUGGACAGUAUGACACUAGAGCGUAUCCACUCAAUGCUGAGGAUGUUCGUCGCCACGGGACCUGUCGUUACAGAGAUGGACGUGGAGGAGCUGGAGGCUUUUCUGCAGCGAAAGGUUCGGGAGCAUCAGCUGAUUGGGUCUGCAGGGGUCUACAGGCUGCCCAAGUCCAAGUGAGGGUCCACAAGCCAUACAAGAAUCAGUAAAAACAAUAUAAAAUCGAACUCUGAUUCCACCAUCUCAACCAUGUUUCAGAAGUAUAACUGCCAUUUCUUCACUUUGAAAUAAAUACAUUAAUUUUUAUAAAUGAGCAGAAAACAAAUGAGUUAUUUGAAAAUCUGAAAUCCAGAUGGGCUUAAAGGUGGGCAGAACUGUUCAAGUCUAUGCUUACACACGCACCUGUCCUAUUGGUCAACCUCUUAUGGUCUGAUGGAGUGACAAGUGGAUUAAACCAGUAAGUCAAGUGAACUCUAAGAAGAUGCGACCUCGGCUUAAAGAAAAUGAAUUAUUUGCUAUAUCGCUCACCUCACCAAGGACUGAUGGGAGAUGUUGGGUCCUUAGAUGGGAAAAUUGCUCCAGGACUGUCACCAUGACUUUUGAGAACUUCUUAAAAAAAAAAAAAAUACAGUACAGUGUACAAGUGAUGAGACUCUAUCCACAAAGCACUUAACUGUUUUCAAAUAAAUGUUUCAAUGUUGGAUC